ACUUUGUGUAAUCCUUGUGAUGAAUUUAUUCCUAUCGUUCUCUAACGCAACUCGAAUUCCCAAACGUAAUGAAACAAACUUACUUCAGUCAACAAUAAAUAAUCAACUGUCCGAAUUGAGAGGGAGCCUAGAACGACAAAUAAAAGAUGCACUUGAUAUGAAGCCGGACAUUGGAUUUUUAAAAACGGCUGCUCAAUUUCUAACAGGGGACAUUGAAUCUCUACGAUCUCUGGAGAAGCAGAAGAAUGAUGGAGUUAAUAUGGAAUCUGCUAUUCAACAACUUAGAGCCGAUUUUCAGUCUCUAAGUGGCGAACUGGAGAAGCAAAAGAAGGAUGCAAUUAAUAACGAGGCGGAGUUAGAAAAAUUGAAACAAGAUGGAAUUAACAGCGAGGUGGAAAUUCAACUUCUAAAGGCGAUGUUGGAACAACAGCAGAAAUCCGAAGUGGACAACCAAUCUCUCCGCGCGGAACUCGAACGGCAAAGAGAGAUAACAGAUGGACUUGUUAAGGCCUUGAAUAAACACAAUACGUGGUUUAACCCAUCCACUUGCUCCGAGGCUAAAUUUAGUGGGAUCUACGAAACAGUUCUUCCCAACUUUAUAAGUCAACCCUUUAAAGUGGCCUGCGAUGCUUUAACUCAUGGAGGAGGAUGGACUGUUAUCCUUAAAAGGAUGGAUGGCCGUGUCAACUUUUAUCGAAAUUUGACUGAGUACAAAACUGGAUUUGGUGAUCUGGAUGGAGAAUUCUUCUUAGGUUUGGAUAAAAUACACGCACUAACUGCUGAGAGGAAACAGGAGCUACUUGUAGUGCUUGAGGAUUUCGAGGGUGUUGAAGCAUUCGAGUCGUAUGAUGCCUUCGCAAUUGGCAACGAGAAUCAACAAUAUGUAUUACACACCCUGGGAAAAGCCAAUGGAAGUGCUGGUGAUUCCCUCAGAAGACAAGAGGGCCAAAAAUUUACCACUUAUGAUCGAGACAAUGAUAUGUAUGAUAAUGUAAACUGCGCCUAUCGCUUCACUGCUGCCUGGUGGUACAAAAGUUGUUACGACAGUCACUUGUUGGGCAAAUAUAACGAACCUACCUGGGGCAAUGGCGUCAAUUGGGAUACUUUUCGAGGUCCGAGCUACUCCCUGAAAAAAGCCGUUAUGAUGAUAAGACCGAAGAAGUGAAUUCGAAGCAUCCACAACACGAAGAGCUGUUCUACACGUAUCAAUUUAAUUUGAAAACUUGUGCAGAUUCCAUAACCUUUAAUCAAUUUUGUAUAAUUUUACAGAAAUAAAAUAAAAGCAUUUACCUCUCUCUA
This is a messenger RNA of Drosophila innubila, 1299 nucleotides long. Its product is annotated as ficolin-2-like. NCBI's taxonomy places the organism in Eukaryota, Metazoa, Arthropoda, Insecta, Diptera, Drosophilidae. Bases 20 to 1165 code for a protein of 381 amino acids. The transcript is spliced from 3 exons. The record is from RefSeq and is a predicted model, not a curated record.